GGGACCCAUAAGUGGGAAUUGUUUUCUCCUUCUCUACAUGAGCAAGCAAGACAUAAAAUCAUACGGCGGGCAAACUCUUAGUGCUUCAUGAUUUUGUUGUUGGAAUGAUCGAAGAAUCAGAAAAUUGAACUACUUGUAUUUGUGAUCUUGGAUUCUUAAAUCUAUCAGCCGGUUUCGAUUAUAAUCAUGUUCAAACCCUUCUGGGGUUCUGAAGAACAGGUUCACGCGCAGGCAUAUGGAGAUAGACCUGUAUCCCGCAUUCCACCUGGUGAGGCUGCUGGGAUUGUCGUCGUCUUAAAAGAUAAAAGUGCUAGUGAGUUGCAGAAGCUUUUGUCCAACAAAGAUGCAUAUCAACAAUUUUUACUUUCUCUUGACAUGGUCCAAACUCAGAUUCGUCUGAGAGAUGAACUGCGAGAUGAAACUAUGCAGCUUGCAAAACACAACUUGGAAAAAGAACCACACAUCAGGGAGCUGCGAAACCAGUGCCAAAUAAUACGGGCCACUGAACUGGCUGCUGCAAGAGAGAAGCUCCAUGAGCUCGAAAAGCAGAAACAAGAAAUCCUCAGAUUUUACUCUCCUGCAUCCUUGCUUCAUCGUCUGCAAGAGGCAAUGCAUAACACGGAAGAGGAAUCAGAAGCUCUCCACCAACAGCUUCUCGAUCGAGAAAUUGAUCUGACUGCUUUCGUGCAAAAGUACAAGAGGCUGCGAAAUUCGUACCAUAAACGCGCCCUUACCCGUCUAGCAACCAACAUGUCUUUGGCUGGUUAAGAAGUCAUGUAUGUUUUCAGGAAUUCUCCAAAGGGAUACUUCAUACUUCUUUUCUGUCUGCCAUACUUAUCAGAACUUGCAACUGUUUCAUGAUUUCUGUAUAUAUAUAGCAUAUUACCUUAAGCUAUAUAGCUAUACCAUCUUUGUGCUAUCAAUGGUUAACUUUUUGCAGCU
Cynara cardunculus var. scolymus (artichoke) is the source of this 942-nucleotide messenger RNA. Its product is annotated as vacuolar protein-sorting-associated protein 37 homolog 1-like. The record is from RefSeq and is a predicted model, not a curated record. The coding region runs from base 187 to 768 and encodes 193 amino acids. The transcript has 7 exons. Gene Ontology annotation, cellular component: ESCRT I complex. Gene Ontology annotation, biological process: ubiquitin-dependent protein catabolic process via the multivesicular body sorting pathway; protein targeting to vacuole; protein targeting to membrane. NCBI's taxonomy places the organism in Eukaryota, Viridiplantae, Streptophyta, Magnoliopsida, Asterales, Asteraceae.